GUCGGUUGCCAGGAGAACCCGUACAUGUGCAACAACGAGUGUGACGCCAACACGCCGGAGCUGGCGCACCCGCCCGGGCUGAUGGUGGAUGACGAUGGGCGGAUUCCCAACACCUUCUGGCAGAGUGUGUCAUGGCGGACAUUCCCGCGGCCUCUACUAGUCAACAUCACCCUGUCCUGGGGCAAGAGCAUCGAGCUGACCGAGGACAUCGUCAUCACCUUCGAGUCCGGGCGGCCGGAGCAAAUGAUCCUGGAGAAGUCUCUGGACCACGGGCGCUCCUGGCAGCCCUACCAGUUCUACGCCGCUGACUGCCUCAACUCGUUCGGCAUGGAGCCGCGGAGGGCCGGAGAGCUGCAGCCAGCCGCCGUGCUCGACAUCAUCUGCACCGAGGAAUAUUCCCGCGGUUACGUGUGGAAGUUGGACAAGAUGGUGCGCUUCGAGAUCCAGGAACGCUUCGCGCUGUUCGGCGGCCCGCGCCUGAAGGACAUGGCCUCGCUCUACGGACAGCUGGACACCACCAAGGAGCUGCGGGACUUCUUCACGCUGACCGACCUGCGCAUCCGCCUGCUACGGCCCGCCACCGGCGCCACCAGCGUCAAUCAGCACAACCUCUCCAAGUACUUCUACGCCAUCUCCAACUUGGAUAUCCGCGGCCGCUGUAAGUGCAACCUUCACGCCAACAACUGCGUGUUCGACAAGGGCAAGCUGAGCUGCGAGUGCGAACACAACUCAACUGGCCCAGACUGCGGCCGCUGCAAGAAGGCGUUCCGGGGCCGGCCGUGGAGAUCCGGCUCCUACCUGCCCAUCCCCAAGGGCACGGCCAACAUCUGCCUCCCGGACGCCGUCAACACCUGUCAGUGCCUCGGCCACUCGAGCCGCUGCAGUUACCUUGAGCUGCUCAACGCCGCCAUUUGCGUGGGCUGUAAGCACAACACGAGAGGCCAUCACUGCCAGUUCUGCCGCCUCGGCUCGUAUCGCAACCCCGCCGUCCCACCGGAUCACCACCACGUCUGUCUAGACUGCGAUUGUCACCUGGACGGCUCGCUGCACCGCGGCUGCAACAACACGGGUCAUUGUGACUGCAAGGAGGGCGCCGCGGGGCCCAAAUGUGACCAGUGCCUGCCCGGGUUCCACUGGCACAGGGGAUGUCGGGCGGGCGUGUGUGACAAUCUCCUGCGGCGAUGUGAGAACGGCGGGAUUUGCCAGGAUAACGGCCGCUGCCGCUGCCCCGCUCCGUACACCGGCCUCUUGUGCGAGAAGGGACCGUGCGGGAAGGAAGCGGGCGGCUGUUCAUCGCAGUCGCCCCGGGACCCCCCCGUUCACCGGGUGUUACUGUCGCUGACGGCGCUACUGACCGCCGCUAACGGGCGAUCGCCGAUGUGAGCGCUCCAGGAGCCGCGGGGGAGGUGCGGGGAACGCCGGUUUUUCCUCCCUCACUCUCCCCCCUCCCCCCCCCCAGCCCCCCCGGGAAAGACGCGAGGGAACCGGCCCCCGAGACCAGGCCCGGCCCGGGGCGGCCGCAGCCGAGGAGAGGCGGGGAUGGGCGCAGCGGCCGGCCAUUCUGUAAUCUCCUGGAACCUAUCCCAUCCAAACCUCGGAUCUUCGUGGAGUGGCAGACACCCCCUCCCGGAGCAGCCCCCCCCCCCCCCUCACCCACGCACUGCUGGAUCAUGAGCAGCGACGGCAUCGGAAGGUCACCUGUUUCCCGUGAGAUCCGCGGGAGAUUUGACCUCAGGACCCAGGCUGGCGCCCGAUUCACACCGAUUCAAUGAUCCGGCCACUUCUGAAACGCGGCGGCACAAACGCUGGGACGGUCAUGGCGUCGGGCAGCGGCUGUGGAGAGAGGGACACACAAUGUCGGCGCCAACCAUCGCUCAACUACCCAGCGCCGGUCUACAACCCCCCCCCCCCUCCCCCCCCCUCCCCUCCCGGCGUCUGACUGCCCAGGGUGGGGGCAGCGGAGAGCCGGGUCUAGGGAGUGCAGGGGCGGGCCCCCUCUAGCCCGGGGUCGAGGGUGUAGGGCGCUGGGCC
Molecule: messenger RNA, 2031 nt
Organism: Amblyraja radiata (thorny skate)
Lineage: Eukaryota; Metazoa; Chordata; Chondrichthyes; Rajiformes; Rajidae
Gene: ntng1a
Product: netrin g1a
Exons: 6
Coding region: 25-1383 (452 amino acids)
Biological process (GO): tissue development; axonogenesis; animal organ morphogenesis
Source: RefSeq, a predicted model, not a curated record